GAGGAGAGGUCGGAGCUGUCUCCAGGAGCCCUUAGAGACCUAGUCCCCGGCGGCGGUGGCGGGGGGGAGCGCACAGGAAGAUUCAUUCCACGUCUUAUAACCUGAAAACGGUGGGCCCCAGGAAGUCUUACUGGUUUCAGGUAGAAACAAUAGUUGAAGAUGUCCAGCAAAACAGCAAGCACCAACAACAUCGCCCAGGCCAGGAGGACAGUGCAACAGUUGAGAAUGGAAGCCUCCAUCGAGAGAAUAAAGGUUUCAAAGGCGUCAGCGGACCUCAUGUCCUACUAUGAGGAGCACGCCAGGAGCGACCCUUUGCUGAUAGGGAUACCGACCUCAGAAAACCCUUUCAAGGAUAAAAAACUUGCAUCAUCUUAUAGAGGAACGCUGAAAUGGCUCCUCACCUCUUCUCAACAAAGCAAAUUUUGAGCAGCUCCUUGGAAGAAAUUUACUUUCAGCUUAUUUGGUAACCACUGCUAAUAGCUAAAAUACUCUAACUUGGAAUAAAAAAAAAAAA
Mustela erminea (ermine) is the source of this 514-nucleotide messenger RNA. Its product is annotated as guanine nucleotide-binding protein G(I)/G(S)/G(O) subunit gamma-12-like. The transcript has a single exon. Gene Ontology annotation, biological process: G protein-coupled receptor signaling pathway. Bases 160 to 426 code for a protein of 88 amino acids. NCBI's taxonomy places the organism in Eukaryota, Metazoa, Chordata, Mammalia, Carnivora, Mustelidae. Gene Ontology annotation, molecular function: G-protein beta-subunit binding. The record is from RefSeq and is a predicted model, not a curated record. Gene Ontology annotation, cellular component: heterotrimeric G-protein complex.